CGGAGAGAAAGUCUUACGAGAGAGACAGUGCAAAAAUUUCGAGAAUCUAGUCAGCUGUUUGGGGCUCCUAGCUCCAUGUAACUGCCGUUGGAGUGUGGAGCGAGGAUCUCCUCGGGUUUCAGUAUUUGGGGGACGACUAGCAGCAGCAGCACGCUGUCGAAUUUCGUGUCCUAGGUUCAGUUGGUGUCGUACUGGAUGGCCGAGAGGGUCAACGUUCUGCAGCGCUGUUCCGUUCGUGGUGUCGUGGAUCUACUGUGAUGUAUCGCUUUCGCUUGACGUUUGUUUUGCGGUGGUUGUUGGCUCGAGGUAUACCUACGAGUGUCAUUACCUUCGGGCACUUGAGCCGGUAUCUCAAGUGUACGCGCGUUUCGCGAGUGUAACGGGGGAGGUGUCCUGCCUCGAAGUAGGCGCUGGUGCUGGGAUUCGGAGCUCGUACCCUUUUUGAGUGAUAAUUUUGGACAACGCACGUGACCUGUGGGGCCUACUUUGAUGGUUGCUAAUGCUAAUGAUGAUUACUCUCCCGUGACAAUCAUCACCAUAGAUCGUCACCACAGAAAAAUGUGUCUCGAUUCCCUUUGGCGCCGUUUGUUGCUGUGACCCCCGCAUGUGAGAACGUACUUGGCUACCGUUAGAAGUGGCGCCUCCGGGAGGACACGCUUGCAAGGAGCAAAAUUUCUCGGUGAAACAAAAGUGGUGGUUAAUUUUAAGUGCUUCUCCGCGGAAGAAAACAGCAUGGCGCACCUUGAGUGAAAACGAGUGUUUUUGUUGACAAUGGUAACAACUGCUGUAUAGAUUCCUGUGCGUUAACCAGAUCAUCCAUCUGCAAUACUAGAAAAGUGUAAUACAGUGAAAUAGAAGUUCUGCAUUUUGGCAACGGUGUCCAACUCGCCGUCUUAUCGUUAAUCGAAAGCUGUUUGGUGAUAAGUGCGAAUAAGAUAGUUAACAAGGUCUUUUCUAGAGGGUCAUUACCGUACGUUCAAGUGAAUUUAUGUUAAGUGCUGGUGUCUUCAAAGUUGUGUUCGGUUAACAAGCAAUACGGUUUGAAGAUAUGUAUGAAAUUCGCUGUAUCAAGAAGGGCGAUCAUGUGCUGUGAAAAAGUUUAUCCUAUCGAUGCGGUGGUUCCCGAGCGAAGGCAAACGUGAAACGUCCAGCGACGUCCUGUGAAACAAGGUGUGGCUGCGGAUUCGAUCCCCCCGGCCACAUAGGGCCGCGGGUGGAUUAGUAGGGGAAACGGUAAUCGGCGUAACGACGGCGCCUUCCAGUAGCAAUAGUAGUGGUAGUGGUUGCAAUAGUUGCGCUAGUGUUAGAGGAGAUAGCAGCGGAAGUGGUGGUAGUGGUGACGACAAAGAAGAAGCAGAAGAAGCGGUAGCCGAUACCGCGCAAAUAGUGGAAUGUGGUAGAGGCUCGGCGGCAACAACCUACGGACCUACUAUUAUGGAAGAGUCAACCAUCUUCGAGGUGGUGGACCGGGAUAGUUUGCAGGCGAGGAUGGCACUUCCGCCGCGGUAUCGCUUCCGCGAUCUGCUGCUCGGCGAUUUCGCGUUCAAUGACGAUGGCGAAAGAACGACAAUUAUGAUAACGAAUCGUGACCACCGGCCCAGAUUUUUUCGGGCCAUCCACUUCCCAUAUAAUGAACGAAUUAUUUGCCACCAAAAAAUUGACGCUUCAGUGCAGACAGCGGAUCCGGUUGGUUCAACCUUGAAGCAGUGCAAGAAGCUGACAAAUACAACCAAAGAUCAGUACAUCAAGCUGAGGGAUUCCGGCGCCAAUGGUUUACCGUAUUCCGCCAAGUUUGUGUGCGGAGAUGCCAUUUGGAAGCUGCACGGAGAGGGAUGUUUGGUCACCAUCGGAUCUGACUACGUUGCUCAGGUAUUCAUCGAGAACAUCCCUGAGCUGAACGAUGCAACUGAUUUUGAAACCUCGAAGGAAUUGCUGUUGGCGCAUCUGACAACCGUUAAUGUGCUGUUCGAUCAGCUGAUCAUCGAAACAACUGACAUUGUUGGAGUAAUUAAGUCUCUGCUACACGACCUGGCCACCAACUGUGCAACGAAUCCAAGUAGUGCGCAAUGUUUACUGGAAAUUUGGAGGAUCGCUUAUAAGUAUAAUUUCAAAAUAACAGUUGGAUUUUCGGAUGAACUUAGCAUGAGUAAAGUCAUACAACAUAAUCAACUCAAGACAGCUAUAAAAGAAUACGUCAAAAAGCACGAGAAACUUGAAGAACGAAAUCUGUUCCAAAAAGGCAAAUAUUGGAUUCAAGGCUUCGUAAAAAAGACCAACUUCUUGGAGGAAUUCUUAAGAACAGCGAUUAAGAACCAUACAACAACUAUACUAGAAAUGUGCCCGUUACAACUUAAGCAAAGUGUAUGGAAAUUUGAACCGCGUCGUUACUUACUGCUGAGCAUAAAUGAUGUCAAGCUGUUCAGUGAUUUGGAAUGUGCCCUAAAUGAAAGCGUUUUCACAGAGGCGCUGCCAAAAAUUGAAGCGAAAUUCAUCAAACGAGUCACGGAAAUCAAACUCACCGAAUCCUAUCAAUUUCUUUCACUCGUGAACACUGUUUACUUCCAUGUCUGCAAAAGUAUGUUGGAAAUGGCCAACCUAGUGCAAACAGAACUCAGUAUACAAAAACCAUUAAUGUACAAAAACGAAUGGAUGGUGACGAACAUAGAAAAUAGUGAAGGUGCAACGCUGUUAACCAAAAGUUAUGUAACUCAGCUUCGAAUGCUUGUUGAAAUUGCAAACCAUCUUGAACCAGGAAAACUCACCGUUGGAGAAAUUUUCCCCUAUGAGUUGCAGGUCGAACUCUUCAAGUCUUCGAAGUCCACUCAUAGCGGUCUACGUAUAUGGCUCUGUCUAGUGGAUGCAACAAUGAUGAAUAUAUGCCAAGGAAAAAACGAGCGAAUUGAAGCGUUCUCGGCCGUGCUGGGGACUUUCGUUAGUUUUGUGUCGUCUGAAAAAGCAAGAAACGAAUCACAGGAAUCUGUACGCGUAGUUGCCCACAACACGUUGCAGUUUGUAGCGCAGGUCGAACAAUCCAGGCUUGGAAACAACACAGUCGACACGGAGAUUCUUCAAAAACAGAUAUUUCUCAUGGGACCACAAUUGCUCAGCGACUCUUCAACAUUCUCUCGGUAUCGGGAUAGCUUAGAUGUGUUCAAGGACUACUGGGAACGUUUCAAUGAAGUUCUUCCCAAACUGGCAAACAAAUUGGAAGGUGAGCAUCUGAAGCCCCAGGUCGACGAGAUCAAAACCAGUCUGUCAUGCAUCGUCUUACAAGUAUUGAACAAAAAUGUGCAGUCCGAAGAUUUGAUCGAAUUCUUCCGAGCAUUCAACGAUCUCUUCACGGACUUGGAAGAUUUGUCUUUUGAAUGGUACGUACGCAUUUCAAACCAGGAUAUCAAGAAUCAGCUUCUGCGAAGAACGAUAGUCCAGACAAUCGAGAAUAGCCUCAGCAAUACUGACAAUGAGUGCUACCAGGUCCAAAAAGGUCGGAAUGACGAGUUCGCAGGAGCAUUUGAAGCAGCGGAAAUUCCAAAACACUAUCAAGCUGAAGUGGUGAAAACAUUGCUGAAUUAUAUCAACGAAGCAGGACGAAAACAAACAUGGAUUAAUGGACAACAAUUGACUAAUAAAUGUCAGUUAACUGCCUCAGUCCUUUUGAUCAAUGCUAUCAGAAGUCCUCUUCUAUACCUCAAGGAACAACCCGACUACAUCGACGUUGAAACGUUUCUGGAAGAGACUAUACAACCUUUUAGUUGUGUAAUCAAUGGGAGCAAUUCUCUUGAAGAUUUCACCAAACGUAUGGAGUUAAUCAAAGAAUCGUUUUAGUAUAUCCGCAAUCAGAGCUCGAUUGGAAUUGACAAGGCCUUGCAGCUAUUCAUGCCACAAAAUGAAAAUGUCAAUGAAGAGCUUUUGAAAUCAUCUUUCCAGCGAUAUCAUGACCAGUUCUUAAAAUACAUGGUGGAGAAUAGCAAGUGCAACUACACCCAAAAAAUUCAAAACAUUGUUCAGGAUGUUCGUACCAAAGUUAAACCAAUUCUCAGCACUAAGUGGACUUCUUUUUUUAAGCAAACUGCUAUUCCGGAAAUUCUCGCCGGUUUGGGAGCCGUGUGGUCAAUCAUGAUUUCGAAAGAUGUGGCCAGUUCUGGAAAGCACCUGAAGCCACACUCGAUACAAAUUCUCAGCAUUUUGAGACUGCUAAGUGUUGAUAGGGGUGAUAUCGGCGUCGAGAAACAUCUGGCGCAGAUAUUGACCGGCCAGGGCAAAUCGCUGGUGCUGGGACUGUCCGCUGCUUUACUAGCCUUGUUCAAUCACGAUAUUGUGGUGGUUUGCUACAGUGAAUAUUUAGCGACUCGCGAUUUCAACGAUUUUAAAGGUUUGUUCAAAAUCUUCGCCGUUAGUUCUAAAAUAUUUUACAAAACAUUUGAAAAUAUGGUGUGGAAUGAAAUUAAUAAUUUGCAUGAAAAAGCCACCAAAUAUGUGAGCAAAUGUAUUGGGAUUCCCUACGUCAAACAUGAAUACACGAGUUUUGCUUCAAACUUGGAACAUACUGUACUGCUGAUCGAUGAGGUUGAUGUUUUCUUCUUGGACAAAUUAUAUGGGAAUACUUUGAAUACUGGAUUUUUCCCGCUUGUGCCAGGCUUAGGAAAAGUUCAGCAACAAAUUUGGAGAUUAGUGCAGCAACCUUACAGCGACGUAAAACACGAAAUUGAAACAUUCAUGCGACAUUCCAAUGACCCUGAGAUUAACGAGCUCAAUUCGCUUUUGCGACGACCAAGACAGUAUACUUUGUUUGAUAGUGAUACCGAUGUUACCGAAGUUCAAUAUUCGAAUAAUUCGUUAUUUUUAAAACACCUAGAGCAAAUGAUCUAUACUGCAAUAUAUCGGCACCAACAUUUCAAAAGGGCGUAACUGCAUUUUGAAGCAAACCACUCUUUCACAUCUGUGGGUCAUAUUUUAAGUUUCCCACGAAAUUCACAAACAUUACUAGACAGAGAAAUUGCUCUUCUUUCCUAUACUGGUGGUGAUUUGCA
Messenger RNA from Aedes albopictus (Asian tiger mosquito), 5030 nucleotides. RefSeq lists its product as uncharacterized. The record is from RefSeq and is a predicted model, not a curated record. The transcript has 3 exons. The coding region runs from base 1435 to 3825 and encodes 796 amino acids. NCBI's taxonomy places the organism in Eukaryota, Metazoa, Arthropoda, Insecta, Diptera, Culicidae.